ACGUUUUUAGUACAGCGUUGGCGGGCAUAAGCGACGGAUUUCAAGACAACUAGACACACGGUAAUACGCAAAGUUUUAAACAAAAGAAAUAAAACUAAACUAAAAUUUAUUUUUGCAAAAUAACAAACUAAAAAAAAGAAUUGUUUAAUAAAAAAAACCACAACAAUAAACACACGUUUUUAGUAAAUAUCUGAAAAAAGCAUAAAAAGAAACAGAUUUAAAACAAAGUGAAUGUGAGCAAAACGGUAGACUUUAAAAGAUUUAAAGUUAAAAAGCCUUAAACAAAAUAUAAUAAUUAAAUUAAUACAAAGAAAUAAAAAGAAUUAUUAUUGAUCAGCUUUUUUUAAAAAAAAAAAAUAAAAGAAACAGUAACAAAAAACAAUAAUUAUAAAAGAAUCAUUAGUGAGCAAGGAAAGCAAAAAAUAUAAUAAAAGGAAUAAAAGUAGCAAACAAAAAUAUAUAAAAAAAGUGGAAAAAAGUGUAUAACACUUUAGACGAGAUCUCAAGCAGAACCAGUCUAAACAAAAGCACAAAUGAUGUCAGUUGUGGCUGAAGUAUGGAAGCAUCAUCAUCAACACCAUUACCAACCACAGCUCUGAAACCACACUAGGCUUACAAUACCAAUAAUAUUUAAUAACAAUUUAUACAAAAAAACAACGACUUUUACAAAUAAAAUUAAAACAAAAACAAAAAGAGAGAGAAUAAAAAAUCUGUCAUAUAUAAAAAAAUUGUUGAGCUUGAAUUGCAUUAAAAAAAAGUAAGCGUUAAAGCUUAAACCUGAAAAUCAUAAAGAAUAAAUAUAAAAAUCAAGUAUAUUUGUUUUGUUGUUUUAUGCAUUCAAGUAGAAUUUAAAACAAAUUAAAAAAAUAAGUAAUUAAAAUUCUCAAAUAAAUUGAAAUGAAUUUAAUUUCAAUUUAAAUAAAGAUUAUAAAGUAGCAAAAUAGUGAAUGUUUUCUUAGUUCAACAGUUUUAGCUGGCCAAAAUUAGUGUGUUUCCGGCCACAAAAAAACAAGUUGAUUUUGGUUUAAAAUUGAUUUUGAUUGUUUUAAGCUUUCAUUUAUUAAAUUCAAACCUUAACAUCAAUAAACUCAAAAAUAUUUUACAAGAAAUAUUAAUUAAAUUAGAGCGUGAAAAAUUUCUUUUUCAUAUGAAAAGAAUCUACCAAAACAGUAGCCAAAGCUACUUUAUGAAAACUACUACUACAACAACAGCAGCAGCCACAAAAAGUAAUAAAAUCAUAAUUUAUGAUAAUAAAUUAAAACAACAGACAUAAAAUUGAAAAUAAACACAGCAAAACAGCGAAACUAGAAAAAAACUCAUAAAUAAAACAUAUAAAUUAAAUUAACGAAAUAAAAAUAGAAAAAGAAAUUCUUGUUUUCUGCUACACAAAAGAAAGAAAAUUAAACACAGAAUCAGAAGCUUUACUGAAAACUAAAGGAAGUGCAAAACGUUUCUUUAAAAAAAAAAAACAAAAUACAUGCAAAUAUUUUACAAAUAGCAAAAUGGAAAUUAUGGCAACUACCGCAAAUAAUCAUAAUCAAAAAGAAUUACGUUUGUAUGUGCCAAAUGAGCAGCAAACCGCAAAUUCCACAGCAUUAGCCAGUGGUGCUAGAUCUCCCUUUCAGCGAGAGGUGCGUGAAUGGCAGCGUAUUGAUCCGGAUACAGGUGCAUUGCUAACAGGACGUCUAGAAGCAGAUCGUUGGAUAAAUGGACCAUUAAAUAAAUAUGGCAAGAUAUCCGAUUCCCAAAAUAUCUCACAACCCAAUGGCACCCAACAGACACAACGCAAACAAUUAGAAGUAUUACAAACAUGCACUGCUGCUGGCGGAGCACUAAAAGUUAUACGACAAACAACAUCAUCACGCUGGUCAACGUCCUCGGCCUCAGCAUCACCAUUGCUAUUAUCGGCCAGCACAUCACCCAUACCACAGCCAAUAAACAGAAACCACAACAAACAUAGUUUCAAACAAAAAACACAUAAUUCCAACACUGCCAAUGCAAAAAACACCAGCACCACCUCCCCCUCCUCACCAUUUCUAGCCCCAACAUUAUUGACUAAUGGUUUUAAUCAUAAACCUCAUCAUCAACAGCAUCAUUUUGAUCAGUUGUUGCAGCCGCCACAGCAUAAGUUGCAACCACAACAAUACCCUCAUAGUUUAGUUAAUGGUAUUAGUAGUAGUCGUAAUAAAAAUUGGCCAGAUUUAACUGAAAAUAUGUCCACAUUGGAUAUUUGUGAUAAUGAUCAUGAUAAUGAGCAUGAUCAUGACAAUGAUUAUAUUGUACAGCACCAACCAUCAAGCGAUGAACAACAAAGUGAUGAUAAUGACAACGACAAUGAUCAUGAUGACGAUUCAUUAAAUGAAGAUAAUGAUCAUCAGUAUUUAUUGAAUAAACGUAAUAAUUUGAAAAAUGUUGACUACACCAAACGUCACUCAUUUACGGUAUUUGCAAAUAAUGAUCAUCAUCAUCAUCAUAAUAGUAAUAAUAAUGAUCAUGACUCACAUCAUCACCACAAACACAACAGCGAUCAUAAUUUAAGUCGUGAUAGUAGUAGUGGUAGUUGUAGUAAUAAUAAUCAAUUAUUUCUGUUGGAUACGGCGCCAAGUUUAAAGUUAAGUAAUCUAAUGAAAAGUAGUUCCAGCCUAUCGAAUAGUUCAAAUAAUUCCACGACUGCAUCUCAGGCAACAGCAAUGACAACAACCACAACAACAACAGCAAAUCCAACGUCAAUGAACACCCACAAGAGUAUGACAACAAACAAAAUAAGCCUACAUGCAAUUGUUGGCAGCAGCGGCAACAAUAACACAACAACAACAACAUCAUCGACACCAUCACCAACAACGACGACAACGACACGACCAUCUUGGCAGCAACCUACCUUAUAUAGACAAAACAGCCACAACAACAGUAACAACAGCAACAAUAUACAUUUAAUGAAAUCACGCGUAGGUGACAACACUAACAAUUGUUGUAGCAGCAGCAAUCACAGCAGUAGUAGUGAUGAAUCGCGUUCAUAUGCUGGCAAAACUGAAACAGAUCUUCGUCAUCUCCAGCAAGAGCAACAACAACAACAUCGUCAGUCGUCUCCCAAUCAACAUCAUCAGCUACAGCUACAGCAGCAACAGCAAAUACAUUUUAAACAAAACGAUAGAUUGACACCAACGCAUUUGCCACAUUCAUACCAUCGUGUCGAUUUGGAAAGUUUCCGGCAUUAUAAUAAUAACGACAACACAACAAAUAUUAACAACAACAGCAACUACAACAACAACGAUACUGAUGAUGAUGGCUUACGACUCUCUUCUCGUCAUCUGCGAAGACAACAAAUACCCAACGAAUCCUCAGUAAAUUCCCUACAACGAUCUCGCUCAAUUUCCACUGACGACUUAAGCACUGAGUGGGAUAUACAAGGUGUUGACAGCGAAGAACCGGCCGAGUGGCGUCGUGUCAGUAAACUAAGAAGAUCAUUCCAAUCAUCUACAAAAACCAAUCAGUCAUAUAAUUCGCCAAUAGCGACACGAAGACCACCACUCGAUUUGCCCACUAGCUCAGUGAGCGUAUCGAAAAUAAGAGCUGAAUUGGAAAACGGUCGCCGGCUAAAUACAGUCAUGCGUAAUAAUCAUGUAGAUUUGGCCGCCCUAAGUAGUAUAUUGAAUGGCAGUGCUGAUAAGGAAACCAAAUCACCACUAACACCCAAGCGCAGUUCGUUCCUAACGGCAGAAUCUCUAAAGGAGAUUAGGGGAAAACUAAAGAAAUUGUCAGAUGAGUCCUUGUACAAGGAGGACUUUCUACUCAAUCAACAAAUACAUAACGAUACAAAUCCCAUGGUGGAACAUAUUGUAAAUGAUCAAACGAAAAUUAAAAGAAAUUACGAAAAAAGUCCCGACAGAUAUAGAGUUACCAACAAAACCGAAGAGGUAAAUAAUAAACAUACCACCAAUAGUUUGGAAUCUAGAUUGAAAUAUAGGGAUACCAAUUCCACGGACUGGCAUAUAAGACGUAAAUCCUAUGGUUUUGAAAAAAUGUCACCUCCCGAAAAAGCCAUGCUUAGAAUGGAUGCCUCUACCGAUAGUGGUUUGGGAAGAUCAGGAGAGUUGCAGAAUUGGUCGCCCACUUCAGAAGCUGCCGCCGCAAAUCGCACAGUAGUGCAUUUUGGUGAAACUUCUAAGGUUACCACAGCAGCACCCACAGUGCAACGCCGCUAUAGGCCACAAAAAUCCUAUGAGGAAUCUGAACAGUCGCCUGAAGAGGAUUUGGCGGUGUCGAAAAGACAUUCCAUAGCGGUAGAUGAAAGUCAAUAUGUGCGCGACAAUUCCCGGCAAACUACUCAAGUACAUAUAAAUGGUUUCUAUGAGCCGGGAAAUUAUUCAAAACUAAUGCACACCAGUGAAUCGACCACCACCAACGAUAGGGGUCAACAGAAAAGAGUAGAGUUCAGCAAAACCGAAGUACAUUUUGCUACCGAAUCGGGCAGAGUUAAUAUAGUGGAGACGGAUAGUAAACCACCACCCACAAAUAACUUUCGCAGACGUAGAAGUCGCAGCUCUAGUGUAGGACCCCUACAAAGUUUAGUGAAAUCAGCCACUACUGUUUCUACAACGAACUCAGUUAGCACGACUUCCAACAGUUCUGCUAUACCUUCGGGUGUAGCUAUGCCUGUUACUCUGUUCGGAGAUGAUAAUUCUAAAAAGAAGACUAUUGCUUCCACCACUGUAGCUUAUCGAGCUCCUUUGGUGGGAUCUCCGGAACCUAAAGAUAAUGGAAUUAAUGUUACUGUUACCAUACCGACACACCAUCACGAAUCAUUUGCCUAUACCGAAAGUUCACGCAGUAGUUAUGCUUCUACUAGUGGUGUGGAUACCACCGAUUGUGAUACCGACGAAAUGACUUCUCUUAGAGGUAUUUUGAAAAAUAAACCCGCUAAGCCCAAGCCCUAUGUAUUAGGAGAAAAUAUAGAUAAACCCGAUGAUCUCUGGGGAGUGCAGUUAAAACCUGUGAGCAAUGCAACAAAAACUGAAAGAGUCUACAAAUCAGAAUCUCCUCCUUUGUUAAACUCUUUAACACAAAAGUCGGUAGCUGAACGCAUACAGGAACUAGGCUCGGCUGCCUCUACACAAACGAAUGGCUUUUCCACGAAAAUCAAUGUUAGUCUGGGUAGUAACUCGGCAGCUCCCAAUAAUUGGGAAGAAACUGGUCUAAUAACAACCACAAAACGCAGAUCCAAUGUGCAAGAACUACUAAUGCACGAUUUGAAAGAACAUCAGAAAAUAUUGGAUGAGGGUUUAAAAUCGACCACCCUGAUUAUCAAAACAAUGCGAUCGGCCACAGAAUUCGAUGAGGCCAUGAGACGUUUGAGUAUGGCUUCCGUAGAAACAGCUGUAGUCAAACCCACGCCCAUGUUGAGAUCAAAUAGUUAUCAGGAAUCCACACAGUCGUUUGACUACAUGCAGCCAGAUGUUUUAGAUAUGAAAAAUCUAUAUAAAUCUACUAGUUAUUCCUCUACUUCAUCAUGGUCUUCCAUGGCCUCCUCACGCAAAUAUUCACAAGAUUCGCGUAAAACUUCCACAGAUUCGGGUGCCUCAUUUCCGCGCAAAGAUUCUAUGCCUCGCUUAAGUUUUCUAGGCAACGAACAGAUGCCGGUGAGUCAGCAAUUGCAACGUUUAAGAUUGAUUUAUGAUGCUGCCACCAUAUCCCAAGAUGAAGAUAGUGCUGAUGAAGAGGUUAAGAGCUAUUUUAAGGAACAAGUUGAUAGUGAUAGUGGUGGUGGUACCCAGGAUAGCUCUUCGUAUGAAGAUGAUCAGGGCUUGGAACAUUCCAACAGUUGGAGUCGUUUAAAGGCUAGAAAAACUAUAUGGAAAAUCGAUACGGAUAAUGGUGUGGAAAGAAGUUUAAAGAAAACAUUGGAUAAAACAGAUCUUCCUAAAUCGAAUGUAAUGAGCAUUAAACUUCACUCACCACAAACCGCCAAUGAAGUGCAGCCAUCUUUAAAAGUGGUGCCUCCCAAAGCCAAGCCCAGAACCGUUACAAAUAUACAAGAAUCUCAGCCGCCCAAACUACAUACCGCCACUACCGUGAAACAGCCUUCUCCUUUCCAAACCAGUCUGCCCACAAAGGACUCUCUAAAAAUCAUUAAAGAAGCCCGCGGAGCCCGUCAACUACGAGAACAUGAAUUAUCCUAUUUUGGGGUACCCCAAUCGACAUCGGAAGACGAAAAACCCAAAUCGAAAUAUACAUCAAAUUCAAAUUUUAGAAAUUCGCCAAAACGUUCUCUGCCCUUAAGGAAACUAAGUGAAGAAAGCUCCAUUUCUUUGGAGUCAGCACAAAGAGAACAAUGGCAUUUGGAAAAUGAUAAACCAGAUCUAUUAAAACACAAUCCCAUUGAAUUGAAACCAGCCGAACGUAAAAGUUUGAAAAAGAAAGCCGAACUUGAUGAGGACGAGGAGCAUUUAUACGAGAAUAUUGCCAACGAUAUAACGCCCGUGUUUAAGGUUAAAGCAGGCACACCUCCAGAACAAUAUGAUCGUAAAAUGGAUUUGAAAAGAGAUGCCAUGAUUUUGAGUGAAAUGAAUAAAACUGCCGAUCAAACUUUAAGGGAAAUCUCCGAUGAGGCUGCCCUAAAGGAUCGGCGACGUCGUUCUCUACAGCGACGUAAUUCCAAGCCACUCGAAACUAUAGAUGAAAAAUCCAUAGCCGAGAGAAUAAAUGACACCUGCAUAGCGGUGAAAAUAUCUCGAGGCACUUAUUCUUCAGAAGCCAAGAAAUCGUCUCGCCACUCUACUCCCUCUCCCACCACCAUUAAGGCGGCACCCAGGGAACGUACUUCUUCUCAGUCAUCCGUUGAAUGUUGUCCACGUGCUAGAUCUCGUUCUUUGUCCAGUGAGAAAGAAUAUGAUAAUGCUAAAGCCAAACCUUCUAGAACCACACAAAUGGUUAAGCAUAAACCACAAAAGCCUUCACAAAGUCGUUCUAGUUCGCUGGACUCACAACGGUCGGCUCAUUCACAAUAUUCUUCGGGUGAGGAACAGCAGCCCACACGAACUGCUGGUAGUUUUAGGCGAGAAGAUCGUUCUCGCACAAAAACUAAACGUAUUACUAGUUCGGCUUCUACUAAUACACGAGACAAAGCUGUAAAGCAAACGUCUCAACAUCAACACCAACAUCAUGGUGAUUCAAAGCGUUUAUCAAGUACCACGCAUUCUUCGACACACAGAGGAGAACGCGUUGAGUGCAAACACGAUAAUGCUAAUGGAUCGUCGUCUACGACCCAACCUCACAGACAUCACAGCAGCUCUACCGGACUUCAGCGUUCUACCGCUGCCUCAAGCAGUGGUCGUCGUCAGCGAGAGGAUGUUAGAGAUUCUCAAAGAAUCAAACGUUCUUCGGCUACUGCUUCGGGCCGUUCGACCACUGAACGUCAUGAUAAACAUGAUCAGUCGUCCAGUAAACAUGCUGCUAUACGUUCUGUACGCGAUGAUGAAAGAAACAGUUCACAGCGUUCGUCGUCACAUCGUUUGGAGCGUGGCGAUAAGGAUAAAGAGAAAUCAUCACGAUCGACAAAGGGUCACUCCAGUCGUUCGACAUCCCAUCAUCACCAUGAACGAUCAACGAAUCCAGACAAACAUACCAGCAUCACAAAAGAUUCGAAAACGAAGUCAGCAAAUACUGAAAAUACGACCUCUAGUAAAAAUGCCCCACACCAUCAUCAGCAGUCACAUCAUCGCUCCAAGGAGCGUCAAGAACGUCAGCAUCAUCAUAAAUCCAAACGAGACGAAGAUCAAACAGAACAUGUCCAUGGUUUAAAAUCGGCCAUUAUUAAGACCACAACGAAAUUACGUGAUAAAUCACGCAGCAGAAGAGAAAAGAAAUGAAAUUAAAAGAAUUUAAACAAAUUAACUUUUAACUAACUAAUCAAACGAUUUUAAUUAUUAUUUAUUUCAAACGAUACGAUAUUAAAAUUUUAAGCAGUUCCUGGUUAUCUGCCUUCCCUUUUAUAUAAACUUUAUAAUUUAUUAUUUAACUAUUUAAAUCUAACUCGCACUUAUGACUUUGAAAAGUUGCAUUCAGCUGUAAUCCAGUAUUGUCAGCUGUAGUUAAACUUUUCCCCCCAAAAACAAGUAUUAAUUCAUUAAUUAACUUACUUUUUUUCAUUAGAAUUAUUAACUUUAUAUGAUACUCAUACGAUAUUAUUUUUAUUUUAUUAUAAAUUUUAAGUUUUAAACAAAAUUUAUGUUGUUUUUUUAAUGUGUGUGUUUUAGUUUUCUCGAGAAAUUAUUAUAAUUUUUUUGUCUUAAAGUUUUUUAGUGUGUUAUGGUUUCAUAUACAUAAAAUGGUAAUUAAAUUAAGUAAAAUUUUGUGUUAUUUUUCUGUAAUUUAUUUAAUAAAUAUUAAUAAUAAUAAAAAAAACCUACAAAAAUUGAGAGAAAAUAUUAAAAAAAAACACAA
This is a messenger RNA of Calliphora vicina (urban bluebottle blowfly), 8439 nucleotides long. Its product is annotated as serine-rich adhesin for platelets. The transcript has 12 exons. The record is from RefSeq and is a predicted model, not a curated record. NCBI's taxonomy places the organism in Eukaryota, Metazoa, Arthropoda, Insecta, Diptera, Calliphoridae. Bases 1503 to 7865 code for a protein of 2120 amino acids.